Molecule: messenger RNA, 1686 nt
Organism: Malania oleifera
Lineage: Eukaryota; Viridiplantae; Streptophyta; Magnoliopsida; Santalales; Ximeniaceae
Product: mitogen-activated protein kinase 3
Exons: 6
Coding region: 270-1397 (375 amino acids)
Biological process (GO): protein phosphorylation; intracellular signal transduction
Cellular component (GO): nucleus; cytoplasm
Molecular function (GO): MAP kinase activity; ATP binding
Source: RefSeq, a predicted model, not a curated record
AAUCUCAGCCCUCCGAUUUUUCCCAAGCGCGUCCUCGCGCGUUUUCCCACCCCUUUCCUCGCGUCUUCUCCGAACGCGAAAAAGAGAAAAAAACUCGCAGGAGAGUGAGACAGUCUUCUCUCUCCCCCUCGCAUAAAUUCACACUGCUUUCACCUCCUCUUCUGCUCCCUUCAAAGUCUCAUAGAGAGAGAAAGUGUAACCGUAGAGAGAGAGAGAGAGAGAGAGAGAGAGAGAGAGAGAGAGAGGUGGUGGUGGAGGUAAUUGAGGCAAUGGCUGACGUGUCGCAGACAGUCGGAGCAGGCCAAUUCUCCGAUUUCCCGGCGGUGCAGACGUACGGCGGCCAGUACGUCCGGUACAACAUAUUUGAUAAUUUCUUUGAGGUUACGGCGAAGUACCGGCCUCCGAUCAUACCUAUAGGCCGAGGUGCUUACGGAAUCGUGUGUUCGGUGCUGAACUCGGAGACGAACGAGCUGGUAGCGAUCAAGAAGAUACCUAACGCGUUUGAUAAUCACAUGGAUGCGAAGCGUACGCUCCGUGAAAUCAAGCUUCUUCGGCAUUUGGAUCACGAAAAUGUUAUAGGAAUAUUAGAUGUGAUUCCUCCACCUGUAAGAAGGGAAUUUUCUGAUGUCUACAUUGCCACGGAACUCAUGGAUACUGAUCUUUACCAAAUAAUCCGCUCCAACCAAAGUUUGUCUGAGGAGCACUGUCAGUACUUUCUAUAUCAACUCCUACGUGGACUGAAGUAUAUACAUUCUGCAAAUGUUAUUCAUAGAGACUUGAAACCCAGCAACCUUUUGGUGAAUGCAAAUUGUGAUCUGAAAAUUUGCGACUUUGGUCUUGCUAGACCAACUUCAGAGAGCGACUUCAUGACAGAAUAUGUGGUCACCAGAUGGUACAGAGCACCUGAGCUAUUGUUGAAUUCUUCAGAUUAUACUGCUGCAAUAGAUGUGUGGUCUGUGGGUUGCAUCUUUAUGGAGCUUAUGAACAGAAAGCCUCUGUUUCCAGGAAAAGAUCAUGUGAAUCAGAUGCGCUUAUUGACAGAGCUUCUUGGUACACCCACUGAAUCUGAUCUUGGGUUUGUUCGGAAUGAGGAUGCAAAAAGAUUCAUUCGGCAACUCUCUGCAUAUCCUCGUCAGUCAUUGGCAAGGGUUUUCCCACAUGUUCAUCCAUUAGCCAUUGAUCUUGUUGAUAGAAUGUUGACAUUUGAUCCAACUAGAAGAAUUACUGUUGAAGAAGCAUUGUCCCAUCCUUAUCUUUCAAGAUUACAUGACGUAGCAGAUGAGCCGGUCUGCCCAAAGCCAUUCUGUUUUGACUUUGAGCAACCAGUCUUGGGAGAAGAACAGAUGAAGGAUAUGAUUUACCAGGAGGCAUUGUCGUUCAAUCCUGCAUAUGCAUAAUACAAAAAUCAACGUCCAUGCCCAGUCCUCCAUAUAAUUAUUCGAUAAUCUAUGAAGUUUUGAGUAGCAUUGUUUGAUUAAUAGGUGAUCGUGAUCGAAAUAUUGCAACCAAGGAGCACAUAAAUGUUUAAAACAUCGUAUAAUUUGCAUAUCAGUGAUUUGUGAUUCCUGUGCUGUUAAUUAUAACGUGCAAUCUCAAGUUCCCUGUUGAUUGUGCUCCUCCUCCCCUGCCCCUUUCCCAAAUCUGUAAUUUGCUUUGAUUUUUUUUUAAUACAAUAUACGUUGUGUA